GCGGUCAGUUAUCGUUCAACCGUUGGUGGUGCUAAAAGCAGACGUGUCCGGAGCGCAGAGCCUACAGCGUUGGAAGGUCCUCCAGUAGAGAUAACGAGAGAGUUGUUGGACCCCGCAGCGCCAUCCGCAAACGGUCGUUCAACGAAAAACACGGCGGGUACCGCACCUAACGCGCCGCACACCUUUGCUGAGGCUCGAUAACAGCAGCAGAGGCACCGGCCAUCCGUUCGCGCAUCGGAUCUCGUGUGUUGCUGAUUGUGUGAAUUGCGCGCCAGAAAACUCUCAUCGUCACACUCCGACCGACGGGGGGAUUUUUCUCGAUUCCCGAUCACCGGGAAGACCUUGUGUGUGGAUAUUGUAUGUAAAUUCGGCCACGGUCCGAGGGAGAGCCGGCGGCGAACUAACGGUGAUCGCAACCGAAACAUUCGCGGACCUAUUAUUAGUUCCCCGCGUCGAAGCUCGUAGCCCACAUUUCGAAGGCGCUCCCGCUCGGUAUCGGUAGUGUUCGCGAUCGGUGAGACUCUCGGGCAGUGCUCCGCAGAGUGUAGUGAGUGUGGGGAAACGCAACAAGUGUUCGAAUUUUCACUGAUUAAACGGAGUAAAAAAGGAAAACGUGUUACGGGCCAACACAACACCACAAACAGAGGAGCAUAAUGUUCAGCGUCGAAAGCGAGCGUCCACGGCGCUUUGUGCCUUCGCCUAAAAAUAAGCAACUGUGGGCCGCGUGUUUCUGUGUGCUUCUCUGUCUGCCGAAUGUGGCCGACGGCCGAAAGGUGACACUGUCACGUGUCACGAAACCCACCGCCCACAGGGGCUACGCAAAUGCGGACAUCGCGAAACUAAGUUACUCGCCGAGUAACGCCGCUCCGCCGAUGGUCGCGAAACCGGCAGCACCCGUGUACUCGGCGCCUCCUGCUGCACCCCACCAACCGUCGUACGGUUGGAAUGUCCCCGGAGCACAUCCGGGCGCUCCUCCGGCUGGUGCUGGUGGUGGUGUCUAUCCGGGUGCGGCUGUAGCGGGCGCUGCCGGCACGGGUAUCGUCGCUGGCAAUGUGUACCGUUCGCAUGGUCACAAUUCCACCGGAGGAUUCGGUUCGUUGGCCCACUCACCACCGGUGGCUUCGGCGUCGUAUCCGGGGCAACCACCGGUUCAAGGCUUCCCUGGAGCACCCGUGCAGCAUCCGGGCGGUGGAUUCCCAGCGCCGGGCUAUCAGCCACAACCCGCCGGAGGCUACUACCCUCAGGCGCAGCCAGGAUUCCCUCAUCAGCCCAGCUACGUGCCCGCAGGACACUACGAUCAGGGCCACUACCAGGGACACCCGGGACAAACCGUACAUCACUACGAGCAGCCCGCCAGCGGUGGAAGUGGCAUCGGCACAAUUCUUGGUGCUGGCGCAGCCGGAUUGGCUGCUGGUGUUGGUGGUGCAGCCCUGUUCGAUGCGCUGAAACCGAAAGAAUCGAAAGAUGAGGGCACCACAACGACUGCCACAACGGCUGCCACAACCGUUGCAGGGGCAAGUACGCUGGCUGCCGCAAGUGAAACACCAGCACCCGUUUCGCCUGCCAAUCCUAACGGAGAGGCCCCAUUAGCUCCUCUCCCGGUCAAUCCGAAUGGAGAUGCUCCACUGGCCCCUAUGCCGACGAGUCCCAACGGCGCUGAGGUACCACUGGCUUCGUUGCCGACCGAAAUUACGCCACUGGCGGCAGACUCUACGAGCGCCGGAACCGACCGCACACCGGAGAAUCCUAUCGGAAUGGCACCUCUGGCUCCGCUGCCAGAUUCUACCAAUGGCACUUCGUCCUCGGCAGCAGCAACGGACAGCACUACUACGGCCACCACGGGUUCGGAUGUGGAAGCACGCAGCUCGGCUCUCAAUGUGCAGCCCGAUCUGUCCGCCUCGAUGGCGGAACCAGCCAAGGGUGGUGCCGCCCAUCUAACAUCCGCUUUCUCUCUGGUCGCCACGCUGCUACCGCUGAUUGUGAAGUAUCUGCGGUGUUAACACUCAACCGCCCCUUGCGGCGGAACAGGUGUGUAAAUAGCGUGCCGUUUUGCUCGAAACGAUCUUGAUCUUAAUUCUCGAAUGCGUGCGAUCGUUCAUCGAAUUCCCAUCAAAUUGUUUGCCUUCAAGGUUUAAUGUCAGAGAUCAGUAGACAAAGAGGGGAUCGUUGUUGAGUAUCUUUCGAUGUUGAAAUACCUUUAAUUAUCAGUCCGUUUCGUUGGCGAGAGCAAUCGUGUGCCACUGCGUGUGUGUGAGGUGAGGACGGUGUCUAUCACCGGAAAAGUAUUGUUGUAUUGUAAUUUGAAAUGAUUUUCUGAAAACGCACAAACACGUAUUAAACUAAAACAACUGAAACGUUCAAACGAUAUUGCAGAAGAGACAAAGAUGUGCUAGAGACAGAAAUGUUUGAGUCCAUCAACAAUGCGGUUGGUACUGGUUGUAUCUAUUGUUUCAGUCUAGGCCGACGCAGGAAGCAAACUAACACGAAACAACGAUUAUGUGAAUAAAUAUU
Messenger RNA from Anopheles cruzii, 2511 nucleotides. RefSeq lists its product as uncharacterized. NCBI's taxonomy places the organism in Eukaryota, Metazoa, Arthropoda, Insecta, Diptera, Culicidae. Bases 654 to 2000 code for a protein of 448 amino acids. The transcript has 2 exons. The record is from RefSeq and is a predicted model, not a curated record.